AUGCUGAAAAAUCGGCCGAGCACGUCGGUGCACACGUCGUGUACAUUUUUCCUCUUCAAGGCCGUCGCCGUCGUGCUCCUGGUCUACACGACGGUUCAACUCUUCACCCGUGACGUUAUCAGCAGCCACAUGAUCAGGCCCGACGUCCUGGUCGACUACAUCACCCGCACGCCCUUUCUCCUCGACGGGCAAAACGUGACGGAGGUGGCGGCCAAGUAUGUCAAGUCGCCGGUGAAGGCGCCCUUCAAGAACAAAUUCUCCGAGAUGGGCAAGCGAACGAACACGCUGGCCAAAUGGCUCGCCUACACGGACGACGCGCCCCGUCUGGCGCGGUCGCGGAAGGAGGUGGUCGCGGCGACCGAGUCGGUGGCGCUCGCGACGUUUCCCUUCCUCCGGGCACCCCGCAAGCCGUGGAGCGAAACGCCGCUCGGCGAUCUCCGGGAAACGUUCCAGAAGGGCAGCCGGGGCAUCGCCAUGGCCGUCGGCGGGAGCGACAAGGCGCUGCGGUUCGCCGGCCACCUCAUCGUCAUGCUCCGGACCAUCCUGGGCUCGCGGCUGCCGAUCGAGAUUGCCUACGCCGGCGACGCCGACCUCUCGGCCAAGAACCGCGAGCUGCUCCUCUCCUUUGACCCGACGGGCAACAUGUUCUUCCUCGACCUCAUGGACGUCUUCGACGACAAGACGGUCAAGUUUGGCGAGGGCGGGUGGGCCAUCAAGCCGUUCAUGGCGCUCGCCUCGCGGUUCGAGCAGGUCAUCGCCAUGGACUCGGACGUCGUCUUCAUGCAGACGCCCGAGGUGCUCUUCGACCACAAGCCCUACACCGAGACGGGCGCCUACCUGUUUCACGACCGGCUGCUGCACAAGAACCUGAAGUCGGGCCGGCACAGCUGGUUCCGGGACCAGAUCAGGAAGCCGUCGGCGCAGCUCAUGCGCUCCCGCGUCUGGAACGAGGGGUGGUCGGAGGAGUGCGACUCGGGCGUCGUCGUGCUCGACAAGUCCCGGCCCAAGGUGCUCGCGUCGCUGCUCCACAUGGCCUGGCAGAACACGGACGCGGUGCGCAAACAGGUGACGUAUCGGAUGACGCACGGCGACAAGGAGUCCUGGUGGCUCGGGCUCGAGCUCACGGGCGCCGACUACGGCUUCGAGGCCGAGUACGGCUCGGUCAUCGGCUGGGAGCAGGCGGUGAAGCUCGAGCACGGCAAGAACGGGAGCCGCGUCUGCAGCGCCGUCAUGUCGCACACGGACCCCGACGGCGCGCUGCUGUGGUACAACGGCAGCCUGCUGAAGAACAAGCGGGCCGACCCCAAGACGUACCUCGUGCCGGACGUGUGGAUGAAGGGCGGCAACUGGGUCAAGGCGCCGGGGCCGGGGAAGAGCGCCGUCGCCUGCAUGGCCGGCGCCCGCGUCCACAACAUCACGGUGGACCAGCGGAGCAUGGUGGAGCAGAGCAUCAAGGCGGCGACGCGGGUCGACAAGAUCAUCCGGCCCGGGGGAUGGAAGGAGAACCUGUACCGCCGGCACCGAGCGGUCCGGACCUGGAUUUAG
Messenger RNA from Drechmeria coniospora, 1545 nucleotides. RefSeq lists its product as uncharacterized. Gene Ontology annotation, molecular function: alpha-1,3-mannosyltransferase activity. Gene Ontology annotation, biological process: protein O-linked glycosylation. Gene Ontology annotation, cellular component: Golgi apparatus. The record is from RefSeq and is a predicted model, not a curated record. NCBI's taxonomy places the organism in Eukaryota, Fungi, Ascomycota, Sordariomycetes, Hypocreales, Ophiocordycipitaceae. The transcript has a single exon. Bases 1 to 1545 code for a protein of 514 amino acids.